Pseudomassariella vexata is the source of this 837-nucleotide messenger RNA. RefSeq names its product P-loop containing nucleoside triphosphate hydrolase protein. The transcript is spliced from 4 exons. Gene Ontology annotation, biological process: small GTPase-mediated signal transduction. NCBI's taxonomy places the organism in Eukaryota, Fungi, Ascomycota, Sordariomycetes, Amphisphaeriales, Pseudomassariaceae. The coding region runs from base 1 to 837 and encodes 278 amino acids. Gene Ontology annotation, molecular function: GTPase activity; GTP binding. The record is from RefSeq and is a predicted model, not a curated record.
AUGGCGUCCCAUCAGUAUCGCAACUCUUACUACGGCAGCAGCAGCGAGAAAGGCUCGGAGCGUAACACGCGAUCCAGCGAGGGCACAGUCAGCACCGUCAUGAGCUCGUCGACGGGUAGAGAGUCGUCGGCGACACACGUCACGGAGGCCCCCGCCUACUCCAAGAAGAUCGUCGUCGUCGGCGAUGGUGGGUGCGGCAAGACGUGUUUGUUGAUCAGCUACAGCCAGGGCUACUUCCCAGAGAAAUACGUGCCGACGGUCUUCGAGAACUACAUCACCUACCCAACUCAUCCGCCCACCGGUAAGACCGUCGAGCUCGCGUUGUGGGAUACCGCCGGUCAAGAGGAGUACGACCGAUUGCGACCACUAUCGUACCCGGAAACCGACCUCAUCUUCGUGUGCUUCGCCAUCGACUGCCCCAACUCACUGGACAAUGUGUUGGACAAGUGGUACCCAGAAGUUCUCCAUUUCUGCCCAUACACGCCACUCAUCCUCGUAGGCCUGAAGUCCGACCUGCGCCACAAGAAGACCUGCAUCGAGAUGCUCAAGACACAAGGCCUGACGCCCGUCACCACGGACCAAGGCAUGGCCGUGGCCAAGAAGAUGGGGGCCCAGUACAUGGAAUGCAGCAGUAAAGAGAUGAAGGGCGUAGAUGAGAUAUUCGACAAGGCCAUCCUAACCGUCGUCGGUAACGACCGCCGAAACCUCGAGUCCGCCAUGUCCUCGGCCCCGACCUCGAUGGGCGGCCGUUCAGGUGUUGGCAACAGCCGAGACAGCAACGGUGUCCCCGGCAUCCGCGCUUUUAAGAAGAAGAAGCGGAAUUGCAACUUCUUGUAA